Molecule: messenger RNA, 390 nt
Organism: Nematolebias whitei (Rio pearlfish)
Lineage: Eukaryota; Metazoa; Chordata; Actinopteri; Cyprinodontiformes; Rivulidae
Gene: pigp
Product: phosphatidylinositol glycan anchor biosynthesis, class P
Exons: 4
Coding region: 1-390 (129 amino acids)
Biological process (GO): GPI anchor biosynthetic process
Molecular function (GO): phosphatidylinositol N-acetylglucosaminyltransferase activity
Source: RefSeq, a predicted model, not a curated record
AUGGUUGAAAACUCUCCAUCUCCGCUCCCUGAAAGGGCGAUUUAUGGGUUUGUUCUCUACCUUGGAUCACAGUUUGCUUUCUUUCUGUACUGUUUGUGGGCGUUUGUACCAGAUGAGUGGCUUCAUUCAAUAGGGCUCACUUACUGGCCCCAAAAAUACUGGGCUCUUGCAAUUCCAUGCUACCUGUUGGUGGCACUAAUGGUCUUUGUUGUUGUGCUGUUCGGAGUGAACAUGAACAACACAGCUCCACUGGACUCUGUGGACAACGUCACUGAUGUGUUUGCACAAGGACAGAAGACAGAAAACUACAGGAAGGGGGGAAUACCCCGACUGAGGGAUGUCCCCAUCAGUGAAGUCAACAAAAUGUUUUAUUUAUCACCCGAGCCUUAA